This is a messenger RNA of Rhagoletis pomonella (apple maggot), 853 nucleotides long. RefSeq names its product protein ALP1-like. The transcript is spliced from 3 exons. The annotation marks the transcript as partial. Lineage: Eukaryota; Metazoa; Arthropoda; Insecta; Diptera; Tephritidae. The record is from RefSeq and is a predicted model, not a curated record.
UCACUAAAUUAAGUGCGUUCAUGCACGCGAUUCUUUAUUUGUCUUGACAGCUUUGUAGCAACCCUGUGUUAUUUUUUAUUUAACCAAAAGAGAUCGCGAAUGUGAUUAAUUGCGUAUAUUUUUAUAUUCUGAGUUGUUUGUGGUAAUUUUUUAGAUUUUAGAUGAGUGAUCAAAAGAGAAAGCUUCUGGAAAUAUUAGCCUUUAAAAAGCAGUUAAACGCAUUGCCAAUAUUUCAAAAUGCAUCCACCAGCAGAAAGUAUUUGCAUCUAUUGCAGAAGCGGCGUUCUACUAUUAUUAAAAAGAUGUUUUUGUUGAGGAAACAAUAUUUUUUGUUGUUGUCGUCUGCUCAAUACCUCUCUAAGCAAUCCCGAUUAUAUUGGACAAAAGAACGUUCCCAAACGUUUUGGGAAGUAGACUGUCAAGUGAAUGGUGACGUGUUCUUUAAGAGCAAUUUUAGUAUGAAGAAAAGUACGUUCCUUGAGCUGUGUGGAUAUUUAAGAGUGUUGGAAAAAGAGGAUACCCCUUUACGUAAGGCUAUCACUUUACACAAACGGGUAGCCAUUGCUUUGUAUGCAUUGGGAUCAUCGGCAGAAUAUCGCACCAUAGGAAACACGUUUGGAGUUGGAAAGUCCACUGUAUGUGGAAUAGUUAAGGAGUUUUGUAUUCAGACUUGGAAGGUUUUAAGUCCAACUUUCAUGCCAACUUUUCCAUUGACGAGACAAAAAAUUGCCGAAUUAGUCCAGGGAUUCGAAAUUAUUGGCUUUCCUCAGUGCAUGGGAGCAAUUGACGGUUGUCAUAUUGAGAUUCAUCCUCCUAGACAAGAUGCCACGGACUAUCAUAAUUACAAAGGGUG